AUGACAGACGGUACUGAUGUAAUUUAUACAAAAUUAAUAACAAAUAACAAAAUAUCAAAACCUUUUCCAAAGGUACCUUUUAUAUUUUGGAUUACGACAUCAUCAAAAAAUGGAUUGAUUUUUACUACUAAUGGAACUUCAACUAUUACUACAUUUUUAUCUUCAGAUAUACACAAUAAAGUUUCAAAUAUUAAACAAAAAAAUACAACUAUAUUUAAUUUUGAUUGUAAUAUUUUACGUAUUAACUGUAAUUGUUCUGGUGAAUAUCUUGCAAUUCUUUCAAAAAAAUCAAAUGAAUAUUUUAUACAUAUAUAUGACACAAAAACAUUUAGUUUUGAAUUCAGUGAUACUCCUUAUCCUUUAUAUGUAGAUUAUGCUGGUGAAAAUGAGAUAUUAGAUUUCCAAUGGAAUCCUACAAUUGAAGAAAUGUUUGCAUAUACAACCGGUGGAAAUAGAAUAUAUUGUUUGGAAUUUAAUCCUGCUGGUACAUGUUUCUUACAUAAAAGAAUUGAUGAAUUAAAAUCUAAAGGAAAUUGUAUUUCAUGGAGUCCAAAAGGAAAACAACUUGUUGUUGGGUGUAUGGAUGGCUCGAUGCUCCAAUAUAAACCUGAUUUAACACUUGUUAGAAGAGAACCUUGUCCAGUUAUAGAUGGUGAAAAUGAAUUAAUAUGUAUUGGAAUAUGUUGGCUUGGUACAACUGAUUUUGUAUUUGCAUUCGAAAGAAAAAAAAGUCAAAGUUUUAGUAUAUCAUUACUUAUUUUAAAAAAAAAUCAACCUGCACAAUGGACUCACUUAGGAAAUAUUUGUAAAUGUGUAGAAAAAAUUAUUGAUCCUGUAAGAUUUUAUUUUGAAAAUAUUGUUGAAUGGGGUUUGGUUCUUGUGGCAUCUAAUAAUGGUUUGGGUGUUGCAUUCUUGGAAAAGAAUGGUGAUACUUAUAGACAUAUUGAAUUACCAGAAGAUAAAGAUAUAUUACUUGAGCUUGGUGAAACUUAUGAAAUGCCCUUUUUAUGUGGAUUUGUAAUUGAUAAAUCGGCUGUUGAUAAAUAUAAGGAAGUAAUUGAUGAUGUUACAAUUGAAUAUAAACCUUCACCAGUUAUAGUACUUCUUAAUUCUAAUGGUAUUUUACAAUCUUAUUGGUUAGUAACAAAAAGUGAUAAUUACAAAAGUAUUAAUGUUGCUAGAGAAACUAUUAUUCCAUAUAAAAUAAGAAAUGGUAAUCCACAAAAUGAAAAUAUUAAAAGUAUGAUACCAAAAACUCCAAGCAAUGGAGGUAUUCAAGGAAAUAGCUUACCUUUAACAUCUAAUGAUUCUAAAAUAACUAAAAAAGAACCAAUUACUUUUUCUCCAGUUUCUACAUCUUCUGAAACCCCAAAAAUUUCAAUUAAAAAAGAAUUGAAUUUAUUAAAUACUUCAAGUAAAAAUGAUAUUGACAUUAAAAUUGAAGCUAUGGAAAAAGAAAAAGAAAUUAAACAACAAUUAUUAAAUAAAGAAAAGGAAGUUAUAAAAAAAGUGGGAGAGGAAGUAAAUUUAAUUACUGAACUUGAAAAAGAGAAAGCACAAAAAGAGAAGGAAGAAGAAUUGGUAAAGUUAAGGAAAAUUUGUGGAGAAUUAAUUACUGAAUACUAUUCUAGAAAAAAUACGAAUAUAGUUCAAAUACAGGCUCAAGAAAAUGCGAUCAACAGAGUUUGUCAACAAAUAGCAAUAACAAAUGACGAAAGUGUAAAAGAACUAUUAAAAACUCUUAAGGUUAUGACCAUUAGUCAAAACAAAGUAUCACAUUGGGCUCAGAUUGUAUCUGAAGAUAUUGAAACUUUAAAUGAAACAUUGGUAACUUUAAAAAAUAAAAUUUCAUAUAUGAAAAAAAAUAAAGCAUCAGUUGCUGAAACAUAUUUCUUUGACACAAAAUCAAGUUUUGAUGAAUCUGAAAAUAAAUUACAAAAAGUUAAGGAAAAUUUUACAAAAUUAACAAAAGCUGUUGAAUUGUUAAAUAAAAAAAUUGAAAGUAAAGGAUUAAUGAAUAAUAUUGCAAAAUUAGAUAGCGCUGUUGUUAUUGGUCCUGAAGAUCAAGAAUAUAUACAAAACGUUUCAAGAAAUAUCGUUCGUGCAACAUAUGUAGCUUUUAGAAAGCUUAAAUUACUUAGUGAUAAAUAUGCAGAAUUAAAAAAGUUAAAAGAAAAGAAAGAUCAUGAUGAUUUAGAUCGUUCAUUUUUAAAUCAAUCUACAACAUUAGAAAGUUCAUUUAUUUUAGAUAAAACAUUUAUUGGUGAAACUCAAAAUUUAUUUACUGUCAAUAGAAACAAGUCUAAGGAAUUUCAAAAUUAUUUAAAAAAGAAAUGUUCUAAACCUGUUGGAAAGAAAUUUGUACAAACAUUACCAUUUUUACAAAAUAUUACUGCUAAGAAAGAUGAAGAAGAAAACACUUUAGAAAAUACUGUAUCUAAUGUUAAAGAUAUGUUAGAAAAGUGUUUGAUUGUCUCAAGAUCAGUUAAUAAUUCAUUUUCAGAAAGUCAACCUGUUGAUUUAUAUUUGACAAAAGAAGACAUUACAAAAAUAAGACAAAAUACGUUAGAUGAGGCAAAACAAUAUGCUGCUGAUUUUAAAACAACUUUAGAAAUGACAAGAAAACUUAUGGUUGCUGAGAUGAAAAAAAUUGAUUUUAAUCCACAAAAGGAGGAAGAAAAAGAACAGGUGAAAGGAAAUAGAGUUGAAGCCGUAGCUACCAUUGCUACAAAAUCAAUUGAUAAAAAUGUAUUACCAGUUGAUUUAACAAACAAAGAAAAUGUGGUUUCUAAACCAGAAGAGGUUGAAAAUAAAAACGAAACAAUUGUUAAAGUUCCUUCUCAGGAAGAUAAAUCUAAUGUUUCUAAAGGGGAAAAUUCAGAUGUUUUUGUUAAAACAGAAGACUCAUCAAAACCAACAAAUAGUUCACCAUUAACUAUGAAAAAUAAUGAAAAAACUUCAUUAACUCAAACAGUUACCAUUGAGUCUCCAAAAAAUUUAGUGGCUGAAAAAGAGAGUCAAGAAAAUAAUUCACCACAAUUAUCACUUUUUGGUGGCAGAACACCUUCAAGUGAUUCUUCAAAAUCAAUAUUUGGUAAUGAAGCACAGGUAAAUUCAGAAACCCUUAAAACAACACCUUUCAGAGAGAACAUCGAAAACAAAGAAAAACCUAAAUCUUCAUUAUUUUUUGAGGAUACAUCAAAAACAAAAGACAGCGACAAUGCACAAACUCCUAUUUUUGGUGAUACAACAAAAACUCCACCUCAACAGGGAUCAUUUUUUGGAGGCAGUAGCAUAACAAAUACUCCAGUCAAACCAUCUGUAUUUGGUGGUUCUUCUGUUACACAAAAACAGAACAUUUUUGGUCAAUCUGCAUUUGGUGGAUCACAAUCUUCUGGAGGAUCUGUAUUUGGUGGGUCACAACAGACUGGGCAAUCAGCUUUUGGAGGAUCACAAAGCAAAUCUGUCUUUGGGGGAUCUGCAUUUGGUGGAUCAUUUAAUAAUCAAGCCACAAAACCUCCACAAUCAGAUGAAGGUAUGGAUGAUGGAAAUAAUAUUUCAACAGGUUUCUUUAGCAGUAUGAGUGGUUUAGGGUCACAGGCAACUGAAAAAAAAAAUGUUUUUGCUCAGUCAGCUUUUGGUGCAUCAACUAACACUUCUAGAGAUAAUUCUUCUUUCUCAUUUGCUAGACCUGCACAAACAAAUACCUUUCAACAAUCAUCUAAUGCACCUAAACCUGGAUUUUUCUCAAAUACUGGAUCAUCUUUUGGUGGAUCAAAUGCAGCAUUUGCUAAACCUGCAUUUGGUGAAACAACUGGAAGUUCAUUUGGUGCUCCUUCAUCAAAUACUUCUACAUUUGGUAAAUCUGCAUUUGGACAGUCAUCUUUUGGUCAAAGUUCUUUUUCUUCAUUUGCCAAUAAAGCGGGAACAGGUUUUAGUAACUUAUCUGGUAACUCACAGCAAUCAUCUUUUGGUGCUAAUUCAUCUUUAAAUAAAAGUCCAGCUUUUACACAAUGGAGAUAA
Strongyloides ratti is the source of this 4023-nucleotide messenger RNA. Its product is annotated as Nuclear pore complex protein Nup214. NCBI's taxonomy places the organism in Eukaryota, Metazoa, Nematoda, Chromadorea, Rhabditida, Strongyloididae. Gene Ontology annotation, cellular component: nuclear pore. The record is from RefSeq and is a predicted model, not a curated record. Gene Ontology annotation, biological process: RNA export from nucleus; protein import into nucleus. Gene Ontology annotation, molecular function: protein binding; structural constituent of nuclear pore. The transcript is spliced from 3 exons. Bases 1 to 4023 code for a protein of 1340 amino acids.